AUGUGCAUGUAUGGAGCAGCAGGUUAGAUCACGUCGUACCUUGUCAUGUGUUCAUCUUUCCACUCCGUCCAUCUCUUUCCCUGAGAUAUUGGGCCUUGCCCAAUGCAUGGGCGGAUGACCAAUGCUGCCGAGGCCUACGAAGCGCACAAUGCCCUCGUCUUCUUUUUUUUCUGUCGCGCGUGGAUGCCCAUCGCCCACCGCCGACGCCAAACUUCAGGACCCAAUCGUGGGCUCGCGGCAAGUCGAUCGGUGCCGAUGCUAUGACGUCUGCGAGGGAGGAGAAGCAGAUAGAUGCGCUGUUCUUCAGGCCCUGGUAAGCAUCUCUUUGCUGUUUUUGGAUCGAAUCUUGUGGGAGUGUAUGGAUUUUCAGAUUUCUCCCCUUCCUUGCUCUCGAUGGAAGGAAAUAGUCACCAUGAGCAGGAUUUAAGUUUGGCAUUCGAAAAUUAGGAUCGUGAUGUUACUAUUGGGUUUAGAGAAAUUAUGAGUAGGGGGUGAUGUCAACUAAAGCAGGAUUAACCACUUAGGUACGUCGAAUUCUGUAUGAAACUUGUCUGUUCUAUUAACUUGCUGAUCAAUUUUAUAGUUUCGUAGUGAUUACGCAAAAUCAAUUUGCUCAAAAACAUUCAGGUUCCUUCCUUUUAGAAAGUUUCAACAUAUAUCUCCAGGAUCAAAGUUGAUAGAAAAUAAUGCCUUUUGGAUCAGGAGAUGAUAUCUAGUAAUAUACUGAAUCUUCUGCUCAUCGGUUUUCUUAUAUAGUUUAUGACAUUCAACUCAUUAUAUGUGCUAUGUGUAGAGCUUAGAAGAUGGUUUCAAUGCUUCAAGAACAAUUUCUUUUAUGAAGGACAUGUAUGAGGAGACACUGGAUGUGUGAAUGAUGGCCGAGGUAUACUGGCUUAUGUGAUAGUUAUUGUCAUACUACAAGAAGCAUGAACAUCUUUUAAAUAGCCAUAUAGUGAGUAGAAACGAUGUGCGUUUUGUAAAUUUCCAAGGGAGCUUAAAUAGUUUAGUAACUUCAAAAUUAUUCAAUGAGAUUUAUAUUGAUACCAUAGUGAAUAUAAUUGCAUCAAGCUAUGUUAGAGGAAUUUUUUUAAGGUAAAUGAUAAAAUAUUUCAUUUUGGAUGCACUUUACUAUACUGUUUAUUAAAAUAUUUUACAUAUACGUAUAUUGAAUAUUAUUGUGAUGUUUAUAUUGAGGGCCCCUGAUUCUAGUCUCGCCCCGGGCCCCUGAAACCUCAGGACCGGCCCUGCUCGAGAGGUUGGACAUCAUGCUCGAUGUGUCGAUGGCAAUGGAGUAUCUACACCAUGAGCAUAAUUAUAUCAUAUUGCACUGUGAUUUGAAACCUAGCAAUGUUCUAUUUGACGAGCACAUGACCGCUCAUGUGGCGGACUUUGGCAUUGCAAGGUUGCUUCUAGGUGAUGACAACUCAAUUAUUUGUGCAAGCAUGCCUGGAACAGUUGGCUACAUGGCACCAGAGUACGGAUCUCUUGGAAAAGCAUCCCGGAAGAGCGACGUGUUCAGCUUCGGGAUCAUGCUCCUUGAAGUCUUCACUAGAAGAAGACCAACAGAUGCUAUGUUCGAGGGAGAUCUAACCCUUAGACAAUGGAUUCACUGUGCAUUUCCUGCCGAGCUUGUACAUGUCGUUGAUAGCCAACUGCUUGAAGGGUCCUCUUCUCCUAGCUGCAAACUACCUAAUGGAUUUCUUAUGCUGGUGUUCGAACUAGGUUUGUUCUGCUCCUGUGACUUUCCUGAACAGAGAGUGACAAUGAGAGACGUGGUGGUGUCGUUGAAGAAGAUCAAAGCAGAGUACACUAAAUGGGCAGCAACGAGAUCAGUUACCAGUGCACCAUAGUGAUUGAUCACUCUCACAGUGACUCAGCCACUUUUUGUGCCGGAGUUUUUACCUUGGACAACUAGCACCUUCCUCUCGCCAACACCAACACUCCACCUGGGCAGGCUGGCUUAGGUGCUGGACUAUACAACUACUGAUAUGGCCAACGGUAACAGCAACAGCAACAAUCAGCUUAGGUCCGUUAAUCACGCAUGUAGUUCCGUAAGCUAUAAUUUCCUCUGUUAUAGAAGAAGUCCCAUGUAUGUUUGAUGUAUGCAAUAGGCUCUGGGUUUGCUAUUACUAUUGAUAAUCAGUGCAUAGGGUACACUUACUUCCAGCAAUGUAAUAAGUAUGAUAUCGUAAAUAA
Molecule: messenger RNA, 2196 nt
Organism: Triticum urartu
Lineage: Eukaryota; Viridiplantae; Streptophyta; Magnoliopsida; Poales; Poaceae
Source: RefSeq, a predicted model, not a curated record